Messenger RNA from Glycine soja, 1758 nucleotides. Its product is annotated as calmodulin-binding receptor-like cytoplasmic kinase 1. Lineage: Eukaryota; Viridiplantae; Streptophyta; Magnoliopsida; Fabales; Fabaceae. The coding region runs from base 149 to 1474 and encodes 441 amino acids. Gene Ontology annotation, molecular function: protein kinase activity; ATP binding. The transcript has 7 exons. Gene Ontology annotation, biological process: protein phosphorylation. The record is from RefSeq and is a predicted model, not a curated record.
GAUACAAAACGUGAAUGAAGAAAUGGUCUGAGACAAAUAAAUUAUAAGGCAAGAAAACAACAAAUGAGCAGAAAGCAUAUGAAGCCUUCCCCUUUAUAUUUUAAACACAAGAAAUGAUCUGGUCUUUGAAUAUCUUUGGCAUCUCCAAAUGAAGAAAACACCUCCCCCCAAUUUGCAUCAAUCUAGCAAAAGUAGACAGAAUGCUAAUCUCCAACUUGUUGAAACAAACAAUGAUGCAAAGAGGCACAAUUCUAAGACAUUGAGAUCUUUGAAGUAUGCUGCCAAGAAAUGUGUAGCUGUUUUUUCAUUGAUUAUCUAUGGCAAAAGAAAAUCAGCCUCAUAUGUUGUUGGCAAUGAUGACAGGAAGAAUACAUCCAAAAUUAGAGGGGUGGUAUCAUCAUCAACUGAUUUAUCAUCUGAGAGUACCACCAAGAAUUCAUCAAAAUGGAAGUUUUCUUACUCCUAUGCAUCAUCCAGCACUGCAAGUGGACAACUUGGAAUUGGCAACUUCUCCUUUGAAGAAAUUUACAAGUCAACGGCAAAAUUCUCUCCAGCUAAUGAAAUUGGGCAAGGUGGCUUUGGAACUGUCUACAAGGGAAAGCUUAAUGAUGGAUCUAUUGUCGCUGUGAAGCGUGCCAAGAAGGCUGUGAUUCAGAAUCACUUACAUGAGUUCAAGAAUGAAAUAUACACGUUGUCGCAAAUUGAGCAUCGGAAUCUUGUGAGGUUGUAUGGAUAUUUGGAGCAUGGAGAUGAGAAGAUUAUUGUUGUUGAAUAUGUUGGUAAUGGUAACCUUCGAGAACAUCUAGAUGGUAUUCGGGGAGAAGGACUAGAAAUCGGGGAGCGUCUAGACAUAGCAAUUGAUGUAGCUCAUGCAAUAACUUACCUUCAUAUGUACACGGAUAAUCCAAUUAUCCAUAGAGACAUCAAAGCAUCGAACAUCCUAAUCACGGAGAACCUAAAGGCCAAAGUGGCAGAUUUUGGUUUUGCUCGGUUGUCUGACGAUCCUAAUGCAACUCAUAUUUCAACUCAAGUUAAAGGAACAGCUGGAUACAUGGAUCCUGAGUAUCUUAGAACAUACCAACUCACUGAAAAGAGUGAUGUUUAUUCCUUUGGUGUAUUGCUUGUUGAAAUGAUGACAGGACGACAUCCAAUAGAACCAAAGAGACCAGUUGAUGAGAGAGUGACAAUCAGAUGGGCAAUGAAGAUGCUGAAACAAGGGGAUGCUGUAUUUGCCAUGGACCCUAGGCUGAGAAGAAAUUCAGCCUCCAUCAAGGCAGUAAAGCAGGUUCUCAAGCUAGCUCUCCAAUGCAUUGCGCCUUCGAAACAAUCACGUCCGCCUAUGAAGAAUUGUGCAGAGGUUCUGUGGGACAUCCGCAAAAGUUUUAGAGAUGAAGCCAAUUCUGAUCAUGCUCCCCUUCCUUCUCACCAUUCUGCAAACUUUCCUCAAAGAGAAAAGAAUACGUUUGAAGUCUGACUACAAGGGAGGAAAGGUAGCUGAAACGAAGAAUAGUACAGGCUAAAUUGGAUAAACUCAAAAAAAAAGAAAACAGAACAAAAGAAAACUUUCUUAAUCCUAUUGACAAUCUGCUAGAAGUUCUUGUUGUGGCAUAGGAUCCUGUUCUCCAGUCUACCAUAUUUGAGAAAGAUAUAGAUGGAGAUUAUGUAAAGGCAGUUUUAUAAAUUUUAUUUGUAAAUAAAACUCAGACAUUGAUCAAAGAAGUAAAGGACAUAAUACUCAUAAUUAUUAGUAGGCUAAGU